Molecule: messenger RNA, 1842 nt
Organism: Ipomoea triloba (trilobed morning glory)
Lineage: Eukaryota; Viridiplantae; Streptophyta; Magnoliopsida; Solanales; Convolvulaceae
Product: protein FAR1-RELATED SEQUENCE 5-like
Exons: 2
Coding region: 1-1842 (613 amino acids)
Biological process (GO): regulation of DNA-templated transcription
Molecular function (GO): zinc ion binding
Source: RefSeq, a predicted model, not a curated record
AUGAAGGAGUUUAAUUGUUCAAAGUCUGGGUUUAAAAGGGUUUUAAGAAAUGGAAGUUAUUUAAAAGUUGAUGUACGGACAGGUUGUCGUGCAUCUGUUCAAUUUGAUUUAGAUGGGAAUGGGAUGUGGACUGUGACAAAGCACCAGAAGCUUCAUAAUCAUGAGUUUGUUCCAACGACCAAGAGUUAUCUUCUACGGUCACAUAGAUCAGUGUCUAGAAAUCAUCUUUCCUACAUAAAGGAUUUGAAGAAGAGCGGUGUUUGUGUGGCUGAUAGUUUACGGUUUCUUAAAACACAAUCAGGGGGGUCACCACUCGUUGGUUUUACAAGCAGGGAUGCAUAUAACUCGCUGUGCACUGAUGUAUUGAACAAUUUGGAUGGAACCGACUCAAACACAUUAAUUGAAAUAUUUAGACAAAGGCAGUCAAGUGAAAAGGAUUUUUUCUUUGAUUUCGAAGUGGAUGAUGAGUCAAGUUUGUGCAGCUUUUUUUGGAGAGAUGGGAAAAUGAUGCGAGACUAUGAAUUGUUUGGAGAUUUGUUAGUUCACGAUACGACGUAUCGUACUAACAAAUAUGAUAUGAUUUGUGGUCCAUUCGUUGGUAUGAACCAUCACUGUAUGAACGUCAUGUUUGGAUGUGGUUUUUUGUUGAACGAGAGGAUUGAGUCGUUCGUAUGGUUGUUUAGGUCAUUUUUAAGAUCAAUGAAUGGGAAAAGUCCCCAAAGUAUAAUGACCGAUCAAUGCGCUGACAUGGCUGCUGCUAUUUCCCAAGUUUUUCCAACCUCAAGACAUCGCCUAUGUAUAUGGCAUAUCGGUGAGAAUUCAAAGAAGCACAUCAAGGGACUAAGAAAUCAAAAAGAUUUUCUAGACAUAUUCAAUUGUCUGUUGAAACAUACUGAUACGGAGGCAGAGUUUGAGCUUUAUUGGACAAGAGAAAAAUGGUGCCCUGCAUUUAACAAAGAUUAUUUUUCUGGUGAUAUUUUAUCUUCACAAAGGAGUGAAACCACAAAUCACUCUAUUUCUAGAAGGUUAUCCAAGACUGCUGGGCUAUGUGAUUUCUAUAGCUCAUUUGUUGGUGUUGUUUCGGAGUGGAGGAGUAGAGAGAACGGGGAAGAUGUCCGGUGUUCCCAAGGUGUACCUACAAUGGCUAUGGAUCACAUUAAGAUUCUUUCACACGCUAGGGAUAUUUAUACGAUUGAGAUAUAUUACUUGUUCGAAGAGCAGUUUUUGAAAGGGGCAUCAUGCUAUCAAGAGUGUGUUCAAUUUGAAGGUGGUGUGUAUAAGUAUCACAUCUGGAGGCCGGAGGUUGAUAUUAUUAGGCAUGAAGUGAUUUUUAACGUUAGAGAGUUAGAUAUUUGGUGCAGUUGCAAGCUGUUCACUGAAACCGGGAUCUUAUGCUGUCACUGUUUACGCAUUUUAAACGUGCAUUGUGUGUCUGAAGUUCCAAAUAAAUAUAUUCUGAAGAGAUGGACUAAAAGAGUUUUGGAAGACGAGAAUGCUGGUAUUAUCCCCCCAUCUCAGUGCUUUAAUGUUCCCUCUUCUGUUUGGACUUUAGAGAUCACUAGGAAAUUUCAGAAGUUGGUUGUUUAUUGCCAAGAAAACAGCGAAGCACGCAAAAUUUUUGAGCAAGCAGCGUUAGAUGCCAAGAGAAAAGUUGAACAUGAGUAUGGCCCUAUUUUCUUCGAAGGUGAAGACUAUGAUGUGGAAUCGUCGAGCGGUGUUAUAAAGGAUCCAUCAAACAGGCGGUUGAAAGGGGUACGCAAUAGGAGGGUGACUAGUGUGAUUGAAAAAGAAAUACAAGAGAGCAAGGGGUCGAAAGCAGCUUGCUCAUAUAGCUGCAUCUAA